GGCAGCGCGGAACAGGCUGGGAAGUCCCAGCUGCUGGUCAUUCGCUCUGGCCGACCCAGAGGCCCCACCACGGAGGCCCAGCUCCGAGGGCCCGGCUUCCCCUGGCGGCCCCGACCUGCCUGGGGCCCGAUCUACUCGCUCAGCAGUCAGGGGAGAAGGUACACCCAGUGCUGGGGCCAAGCCCGGAGACAGAGGAGCUGACCAUGGUCAGGAAAGGCUGCUUGGUACUGAGGCUCGAAGGCGGCUCGAGAAGGUGGGGGUGAGGUCACUGCUGGCAGAAGGAAGAGCCUGUACAAAGGGACAGUGGUGCAGCCUGGCCCAAGGACACCUUGGAGGUGGGGGCACCCAUGCCCCUGGGCCACGAAAUCCAGGUCUAAACAGAAGGAGCCUCUUCCAGGGAGGGAUCCCUGAGCCUCCCUCUGAGCAGAAAUAGUUGGACCUGAUGGGCUGAAUGGGGCUUUCCUGCUGCCAACAUGUCGUUAUCACCGACAGUGACCUCCUGGCCAGAACCGCACAGCCCUGAGGAGUCUGAUAAGCUGCAGACCCCAGAGCAGGACACUCAGCAGGCGAGCAGUGGGGACAUGCCCAGCACCCACCGUGAGGACACUCGGCCCGGCCUGGGCACCCUUCGGCGGGCCUUCUCCAGGGCAGGCCGGCGGGCCUUGGGCCAGGUCCCCGGGGAGGACACUGGCCUGCUCCGACGCAGCUCCCACUUCCUGCGAUCCUUACGGCGCCCCCGGGAUGAUGGCCCGGCUGCUGCACCAGGGGGGGCCUGCGGCCCAGAGGGGCCCUCAGGCGUCACGGAUGGUGGCAGCCGGCCGUCAACCACUGGGGUGGGGCCUGAGGAACCAGGACAGGAGGAAGACCUGCAGUCAAGACAGCAACAUGAGGCCACCAGGCCCAGCUCAGCAGAGCUGGGAGCAGGGGAGGAGGUAGGGACCGAAAGCGGGGAGGGCAGGGCCUGCUCCCAGCUGCUGCUUUCAGCCAGGUUCCGGGCUUGGGGUUACCCCUCCUCCAGAGUGAUUCCGAGGGACGAUUCCCCGCAGGUGGGGGCCGUUGCUCCCGGAGCAGACCUUAGGGGAGCGCGGGGGCCAGGCGGCCCAGCUCCCGGUGGGCGAGAACGGGGCCCACAGGCCUUGGUUGGGGGCCGAGGUUCCGGCGCGGCACCCCCCACCGCCCUCUCCCUGCCUGUCCUUGCCAAAGGCAAAUCUGUGGCGGACCUCAUCACGGAGCGGCAGCUGCUGGCGGCCUUCGAGCAGCUGCGGCAGCUGGAGACGCGGCUCCUGGCGCAGAAAGCCUCGGGCACCUUCGAGCAGGACCCCACCGGCCUCGCGCGGCGCGCCAUGGACGUGUGCCUGCUCUACGACGGGCUGGCGGCGGAGAUCCGCGCCAUCGUGCGCGAGACGCUGGGCCCGGGCGGCGUGGACGCGGCCACGCUCGCCGAGCUGGCCCGCGUGGUGCGCGCCGAGGAGGAGGCCCACCCGGUGCCCCCCGCCGACGGCGACUUCCUGCUCACGCCGCGCCGCUGGCGGCGGCACUGGGAGGACGCGGUGGCGCGGAGCGCGCAGGAGCGCGUGCGGCAGGCGGGCGCUGGGGACGCCGCGGGGGCGGCCGAGGGCGCGUCGGGCCUGGCCCGGCUUCUGGCCGAGCUCGGCGGCUCGGUUCGCCGCGACCUGCGCAAGGUGCGGUUGCAGGUGCAGCCCGCCUACUCGGCCGCCGGCCUCCCGGCGUGGGAGGCCUACCUGCGCGCCUUCCACGGCGCGGUGGCCCAGCGCCUCCAGGAGCUCGCGCGCGACGCCCGGGGCUGCGAGCAGCUCUACGUCCUGCUGGACUGGACCGCCAAUGUCUACGGCAGUCCUGACUUCCUCGGUGCCCCGGACCUGACUCUGUCCACGGAGCCGCUGCCCCCACUCCUGGCACCCAGUGUGUGGGCGCGCCUGGAGAGCGACUACACCAGCUUCCUAGAGACCAAGAUCACAAGCUGCUUCGACAGCAUCCUGCAGCUGGAACAGAGCCGCUGGGUGGCCGCUGAGGCCCCCGAUGUGCUCCAGGGCCUCUACCACACGCCUCUGUCCAUCGACAUCCACAUGCUCGUGGCUGAGCAUGUGAAGGCGGCCGGUGCCAUCUCUGCAGAACUGGAGGCCACCACCCUGCGUAUCUGCGCGCGGGCACUCGGCCUCUUUCUGCCCAGGUUUGAAAAGGCUUUUCUACAGUCGGAGGCGGUGAGCGAACCUCAUCUGGGCGCCAGCAUCAACGCCUGCGAGGAGCUCAGGACCAGUCUUCUGGCCAGGUUCCCAGGAACCUUUGAGGAGCUGGAGAAACCUCUAGUGGCCGCCAUCUGUGUCUUCCAGAAGCGGCUGCUCCAAGCCUUGCAGUAUGAUGUGCAACCGCUUUUCAGGGUCCUGUGUACCAAGGCCUGGCUGACACACGACGUGCUGCAGCCCCUCAUGGACAAAGUGGUGGCCUUCGCCCAUCACCUGGAGCACGUGGCCCCACUGCGGGCACAGGAGACUCUGCAGGAGGCACACCGAUACGUGGUCCGUGAAUACCUGGCACAGGUGCUGAGUCCUCGUGAGCGGUUCCGCGGUGUCGAUCGCGUGACUGGCUCCCAGAAGAUGGGCCUGGACGCCCAGGCCAUUGGCAACACCUUCCAGGGCUUGGGCUCAGAGGCCACGUGGCUGGGCCAGGCUAUCCCAUGCGUCGCUGACAUUCUCGGCGAGACUUACAAGGACGACAUCGGGCGGCACCUGGAGACACUCAUCGGGAGCUACCCAGACAUCAGGCGCGACCACGUGCUGGCCAUUCUGGCGCUGCGCAGACUGGGCCGCCGUCGGAACCAGCGCCUCUUGCAGCGUGCCCAGGGCCUGCUGAGGGCUGCGGCCAGGGCAGAGGGCUCUGGGGCUGCUGGCGGCCGUGUGCUCUUCGAGGAGAUCCAAGUGCCUACCUCCGUGGACCUGCUGAUCACCUGCAUCUAAUGCUCCGGGUCUCGGAGGGGACGGGCCUCAGGUGGGGGGCCGCAUUAACUGAGGGGUCAGCACCUUCACGCAGGCAUCACCCAGACACUAAGCCCCAGGCUGGGAGUCUAGGGAGGCGCUCUCAGCCCUGCCCCCAACCUCGAAGCCCGUAAUCACAUGACGUUCGUCCUCAGCUGUGCGUGGUUGCUUACCAGAAGGAACAGCACGAAGAGAGGCAUUUCAGGCAUUUGUGGGAGAGUGUUUGGGGGUGGCGGAGGUUCCUUUCAAUACUGCCUCCCGGCCUAACGGUCCAGCACCACCCCCAGUCUGAAAGUGAAGCAGAGAGUAUUUAUUUUUAAAAUAAAGGUGAAUUAAAAUGGUGCCUCCCUAAAGAGGGGGCAGGGCCAA
Neofelis nebulosa (Clouded leopard) is the source of this 3362-nucleotide messenger RNA. It is a transcript of the gene EXOC3L4, whose product is annotated as exocyst complex component 3 like 4. Gene Ontology annotation, biological process: exocytosis; exocyst localization. Bases 474 to 2975 code for a protein of 833 amino acids. Gene Ontology annotation, molecular function: SNARE binding. Gene Ontology annotation, cellular component: exocyst. Lineage: Eukaryota; Metazoa; Chordata; Mammalia; Carnivora; Felidae. The record is from RefSeq and is a predicted model, not a curated record. The transcript is spliced from 15 exons.